Molecule: messenger RNA, 1824 nt
Organism: Calliphora vicina (urban bluebottle blowfly)
Lineage: Eukaryota; Metazoa; Arthropoda; Insecta; Diptera; Calliphoridae
Product: juvenile hormone esterase-like
Exons: 5
Coding region: 35-1750 (571 amino acids)
Molecular function (GO): serine hydrolase activity
Source: RefSeq, a predicted model, not a curated record
UUGACUCAUUGAAUCUGUUUCACUCUGCGCAGUAAUGAUCUACAUAAAAUUAUUAUCAUGUUGUUUACUCGCAACUGUGAUCUUUGAUUUGACAUUACAAUGCCUAAAUGAUGAUCCAAAAGUUUGUUUACCUGAUGCCGGUUGCUAUAUUGGCAAAUCCAUGGAUGGUUAUCAAAUAAGAAAAUUUCAGGCAUUUCUUGGCAUACCAUAUGCAUCUCCAGCUAACCGAUUUGAACCAGCAAAUCGUUAUGUAAGUAAUAAAACACACACAGUCAAGGAAGAAAAACCCGACUGUUUGCAAAAAAACUACUUACUACCUAGUAAACCGAUAACUGGCAGUGAGGAUUGUUUGUAUUUGAAUCUGUAUAGACCAAUUUUAACGGACAAUCAAAGUAAUUUAAACGUUAUGGUCUAUAUAUAUGGCGGAGGGUUUUUCGCUGGAACAGCUAAUCCAAUUAUGACCGGCCCGGAAUAUAUAAUGGACCAUGGCGAUGUCAUACUAGUAACAUUUGGCUAUCGUUUGGGUGCAUUUGGUUUCCUAUCAACUGGUGACGAAGUACUUCCCGGAAAUGUUGGCCAAAAAGAUCAAGUUAUGGCCCUAACGUGGGUGUCUGACAAUAUAGCUUACUUCGGUGGCGAUCGGCUUCGUGUUACAUUGUUUGGCCAAAGUGCGGGAGCAGUAUCGGCCCAUAUGCACAUGUUGAGCAAAAUGUCGCAAAAUUUAUUCUAUGCCGUAAUAGCAAUAAGUGGAACAGCCAAUGUACCAUUCGGUAUUGAUGAAACACCCGAACAUACGUUUAGACAGACAGCUCGAUAUAGUAACAUAACCGAUUGGGAUACAUUGAAUACAACAGCAUUGGUAAAGCUCUUGCAGAAUGCGAAAGCAAAUACUGUACUUCAUGCCGGAGAUCAUUUAAAAUAUUGGGAUAUCGAUAAUAUGGUCAACUAUAGACCAGUAAUAGAAAAACCUGGUAAAAAUUCUUUUCUAGACCAACAUCCCGAUGAAUUUUUACAGAGUGGUAAUUAUGAGGCAGUGCCCAUAAUGUUUGGUACCGUACCAAAUGAGGGCGGUGUUCGGGUUGUGGCUAUUAUGGAAUCGGAUGACUUAAGGGAAAGGUUUAAUAAGAAUUUUUAUGAAUUGAUGGUGAAAUUUUUGGAAUUUCCAUCGAAAUUUAAUACUUCACAGAUUGACCAGAAAAUGGAUAUGAUAUUAAAGGAAUAUUUUAAUGGAGUUAAAAAAUUAAGCAAUGAAACUAAGAAGGGAUUUAUGGAUCUUGUUACAGAUCGUGGCUUCCAUCAUCCCCUUUACAAUGCUCUCAAAAUGUUUGUUGAUAAAAAACGGACUGAUCUUACACCUGCCUUUAUGUACAUAUUUAAUUAUCUCGGAACCUAUACAUAUGCCAAUGUGUAUGCAGGUCAUGCAACCGGUCAUGAGUACGGUGUAGUUCACCGUGAUGAUCUCAUCUAUUUGUUAAGGUCACCUCUUAUAUUUCCCAAUAUUGAGAAUAAUUCAACAGAAGCAAAUGUCAUUAAGAAUUAUGUAAAUGAUCUUGUGUAUUUUGCUCAAUGGAGACAACCCAAAUCUUUACAACCCUUUACACCGUGCAACAAGUCAUCAUUUUAUCCAGCAGAGGGGAAAAUAUGUCAAUAUCAAGAAUUUGUUAAUGGCGAUAAUGGUACUUUGGUUAUAAAACUGAAUGAUGAGUUUAAUACGCGACGUAUGAAGUUUUGGGAUAAUAUUUUGAAAUAAUAAAAAUGUAGUGGAUACAUAUUGAAUAGUUUUAAACAUGUAAUAACUGUUGGGGAUAAAUAAAUAAUGUCUUA